Molecule: messenger RNA, 571 nt
Organism: Abrus precatorius (Indian licorice)
Lineage: Eukaryota; Viridiplantae; Streptophyta; Magnoliopsida; Fabales; Fabaceae
Product: CASP-like protein 1D1
Exons: 3
Coding region: 1-570 (189 amino acids)
Source: RefSeq, a predicted model, not a curated record
AUGGCUUCUACAGAUACUGAGUACAAAUCAUCUUCAACUCCACCACCUCCGGCCGCCGUGGAUUACUUUAAAUUUGAUGUGAUCCUCAGAUUUGUGUUGUUGGCGGCAUCAGUGGUGGUGAUUGCAGUGAUUGUCUCUAGUGAUCAAACAGAGGUAGUGCUUUUCCAAAAUACGCUUGAGCCACAUCCAGUAAAGUUCAAAUACUCACCAGCUUUUGUAUAUUUUGUGGCUGCAUUCAGUGUUUCUGGCCUUUAUGCUCUCAUUUCAGCCCUUGCAUCAAUCUCUGUCAUCCAGAAGCCAGAAUUCAAAUUGAAGUUCCUCCUCCACUUUCUUUUCUGGGAUGCGCUGAUAUUGGGGAUAACAGCCUCAGCAACAGGAGCAGCUGGGAGUAUAGCAUAUCUUGGAUUAAAGGGCAACGACCAUGUGGGUUGGAUCAAAGUUUGCAAUGUCUAUGACAAGUUCUGCAGGCACCUUGCUGGCUCCAUAGCAGUGGCUUUGUUUGGAAGCAUUGUAACUGUCUUGCUCGUCUGGCUUUCAGCUUUCACCAUUCACAAUUGGGUCCCCAAAUAAA